AGUUUCUGAUGGUCGGGGUGGUGAUGAUCCUAAUUAAAUUAACAAAAUAACCAAGUGCUUUUUUAUUAUCUGUUCUGUAUUACUGCACUGUCCUUUGAGCCGAUUCAUUUUGUGCAUUGGGGGCCGGAUUGGGGUCAUACAUGUUGUUAGCGUCAACAACGAUAGUUGACGCUUGUUGACGCUACCAAGUGUGCCCCACUGAUCCAAUUUCCAAUGCGACGCAUAAACAAAACGAUGGCGGUGUACGAAGUUUUCGCUCACCCUAUUCAACAGAGAUACAAAGCCUCCUUUUGCACUAAAGCGACAGUAUUUAUCGUUGUUAUAUUUUUAUUAACUUUGAUUCCACCAUUUCUUAUUGCUUAUUCAAGUCGAGGAUUCUGGAUAAAAGAGGCCAUCUACAGAGAGCAGCCAGAAGUUCAUUUCAAGCAUGAGUUACUUCUAAUUUUAGAAACUUCAACAUCAUAUGUUGCAUGGAGCACAUAUGAAAAUUUUAAUCAACUUGAGCAGUCUCAACUUGUUGUUCCGGUUGUUAAGACAAGAGAAGAAGAUAGCAAUAGAGAUGGAAAACCAGACCAAUUGGAUUAUAGCAUCCAGGUUCCAUUACUAGACACACAAGAGGUUUAUUCAGUCAAGCUUCUUCUUAUAUUUGAUUACCGAUUGUAUGUAAGUAUACUGUAUAUCUUUAAUAAUGUAAUCAACUGUGGUUUAACAAAAAUAGCUCCUCCCUCCACA
This is a messenger RNA of Anneissia japonica, 732 nucleotides long. RefSeq names its product transmembrane protein 231-like. Gene Ontology annotation, biological process: regulation of protein localization; cilium assembly. The record is from RefSeq and is a predicted model, not a curated record. NCBI's taxonomy places the organism in Eukaryota, Metazoa, Echinodermata, Crinoidea, Comatulida, Comatulidae. Gene Ontology annotation, cellular component: ciliary membrane; ciliary transition zone. The annotation marks the transcript as partial. The transcript has 3 exons.